AUGAAUAUAAAUUAUACCCCGAUUGUUAUCUUGACUAGUAAGAAACUUAAAGAAAAAGAAAGACUACAGACUCAGGAAGAGCAUGAACAAUUGAAAACCACUAGUAAUUCUGCAUUUUUGAAGGAUAAAGAGGAAUUAAGAAAUAUCUAUCCUAAAAAGGAUGUGGCAAUAUAAGCCAAGGAACUCAGUCCUCAAUGAGGUCAAUGUCUGCGCAAUUUAAUUAUUCUCCGUCAAAAUCUAUUUCCCCUGCAAAACACAAUUCUAAAAUAAUGAGCAUGAACCAGGUGACAAGGUUCAGGAUAAGCAGACGCAAUAAGGAUUAUAUUAACAUCGACGGGUCUGUGAUUAGCUCUAAAUCCCAUUACUCUAGUAUGAAGAAUACGAGAAAAAGAUUAGCAAAGAAGAAAGGCAUGGUUAAAAACCUUUCUUGCCAUAACCCCCUGAGAUACUUCCAUAACUACAAGCUGAGUAAAACCAGAUAUGGAGAUGAUUCUGAUUACCCUAAUGAUUUUAAUGAAACUCGACUUUUUAAUUUCUCCACACUUAAAUACGAUUCAAAGAGGAAAUCUCAACUUAAGAGAAAAUUAAGCAGCAAAAAUAAAUCUGUGUUUAAUUAUUCUGCAAGGAGACAAAGCACCUACAGGAAAAGAGAAAGCUUUUCAGCUGCAAAAAAUGAAACCAAUCAUACUCAAGACAGUCACUCUAUGACAGUAUCUCCGUUGAUUAAAUAACAUCAAUAAUUCCAGUACUAUCGGCCCAAAGACUAGACAUAGAAUUAAAGUCAAAUUUCCUACUUCUAACCGCCUCACCCAAGAAGACUCUUCAGUUAGCAUAAGAGAAUCUCAAGAAGUCAACGCCUCUGCAGAAAGCUUACUUAAAAACAAAAAUAAUGAGCCAAGAGUUGAAGAUUCAAUCCAAGAUUCUGAUUAUGUAGACCUAAAACAUCGAUACAACACAUUCGAGGAUAAAAGAUCUUCUAAAAACACAGCUCCACAGCAGAAGAUCAUGGACAUAAUCGUCCCUUUCUGAUCUGCAAAGGUGACUCUCAAGAAGAGAUGCACCUCAUCCCCCAAUGCCGAUGAUCCGCCCCCAUCUAGCACCAAGGCCCCCUCCAACACCGUGGUUGUCAGAAAAAGCAUGCUUGACCCUCGUUGUAAACUCAAAAAGAAGCUUAUUCCUCACUCACAUUCAAAGUCCCCAUACAGCAGCCUUCGUGGCCAUAUUACUAAGAAAGCUAGAAAUUUAGCCCACUCCGCUUACAAACUCCAAGAAUCCCAGAACAAAGACCUCUUCAAAAUCCUUCAGUGGAAAAGACUCACUUAG
This is a messenger RNA of Moneuplotes crassus, 1323 nucleotides long. The record is from the annotation of a GenBank genome assembly. NCBI's taxonomy places the organism in Eukaryota, Ciliophora, Spirotrichea, Euplotida, Euplotidae.